CAAAUAGAGGUCUCUGUGUGAAGUCAUAUGACCGAUUAGUUUAUUUGUUUAUCAUCGUGUUUCGAGUAUUGUAAUAAGUGGAAAACAAUCAACAUGCCCUCCCAAUCAAAUUGGACAAUGUAUCGUAUCUUCUUAGCAUUCUUGAUGCUUGUUGCAGGAUCGAUAAAUACUUUAUCGGCCAAAUGGGCAGAUCGUUCAGAAGCAAAAGGUGUUUAUCCAAAUUUACCUCCAAGAAAGUUCGAUCAUCCUUUCCUUCAGGCAGUCGGAAUGUUUAUUGGAGAAUUUUCUUGUCUCAUUGCCUUUGGAUUAUUGUUUUGUUAUCGGUCUCGAAAGGGGAAUCCCAUUCAAGUGUCGAGGUUCAAUCCGUUCAUAUUCUACCCUCCAGCACUAUGUGACAUGUGUGCAACUUCCAUUAUGUACGUUGGUUUGAAUUUAACAUUUGCAUCCAGUUUUCAAAUGCUUCGAGGUUCAGUGAUGAUAUUUACUGCACUCUUAUCAGUCGCAUUUUUGGGUAGAAAAAUCAGAUCGUUCAUGUGGUUUGGUAUGGUUGUUGUUCUCGUUGGUUUGGUUCUCGUUGGUUUGUCAGAUGUUGUAUUUAGGAAAAGUUCCUCGGAAAGAAGUUCCGACGUUAAUGGUAUAAUAUCGGGUGAUUUGCUUAUAUGUGCCGCCCAGAUUGUCACAGCAUCUCAAAUGGUGUACGAAGAAAAGUUUGUCAUGAAAUAUAACGUUCCAGCUUUACUUGCAGUUGGCUUCGAAGGUCUUUUUGGACUUCUUACUCUCGGCCUUCUACUCAUUCCCUUCUAUUAUAUCAAAAUUACUAAUCCAAAUAACCCGCUAACGACUGAUCCACACGGACGAGUGGAGAACUCACUUGAUGCUUUUGCAAUGAUGGGUCAGAAUUCGGCCAUCCUCGUAGGUACUCUUGGUAACAUGGUCAGUAUAGCCGUAUUUAAUUUCGCUGGUAUCAGCGUGACUAAAGAGCUCAGCGCAACAACAAGAAUGGUACUUGAUUCAAUGAGAACACUUGUAAUUUGGAUAUUUUCCCUAUCAGUUAAAUGGAGACCUUUCGACGUGAAAGAGUUCUUCAUGCAAUUGGCGGGAUUCGCCUUUUUGAUUAUGGGUAUGAUUGUUUAUAACAAUCUACUGUUUAUGCCAUGGCUAAGGAGAAAAGUUGGCUGUAGAGUAGAUGAUGAAAAUCAUUUACAGUCACCUUUCCAAAAUGAAGCAGACGAAUCUGAAAGACUAUUACAAGAUGAAGAUGAAAUCCAAUAUGGCAGUAACAAUACUUCAACUGAUCCUGUAUACUCAUAG
Messenger RNA from Dimorphilus gyrociliatus, 1311 nucleotides. The record is from the annotation of a GenBank genome assembly. NCBI's taxonomy places the organism in Eukaryota, Metazoa, Annelida, Polychaeta, Dinophilidae.